AUGGAAGUAAUAGGAGCUCAGCUCGAUUCUAGAGCCAUUUGCCCCUCGGGUUCUUACUACUCUCGAGGCCAGUGUUGGCGCCGCUCAAAUUGGUACUACUGGGGCCGCUGGGUCGUCGCCGGCGUCAUCAUUUUCGUAGUCGUCUUCAUCUGCCUGAUCAUGGCCUGCAUGAACUCGCGCCGCCGCCGCAAGCGAGGUCUCCGGCCCAUGUACGGUACCGGCUGGAUGGCCCCCAACUCCAAGUUCGGCGGACCGCAUCCGCCCAACCAACAGUGGGCCGCCGGCUACGGUAACACAGCCCCGCCACCUCCCCUUAUGGACAGCAGCCCCACAUACGGCGUCUACUCGCCCCCGCCGGGCCUCCUCCCGGUCAGAAAUAAAAGAGAAUUCAGGGAUGGCGUGGCUGCGUAA
Messenger RNA from Parascedosporium putredinis, 411 nucleotides. The record is from the annotation of a GenBank genome assembly. NCBI's taxonomy places the organism in Eukaryota, Fungi, Ascomycota, Sordariomycetes, Microascales, Microascaceae.